Messenger RNA from Symbiodinium pilosum, 2638 nucleotides. Lineage: Eukaryota; Dinophyceae; Suessiales; Symbiodiniaceae. The record is from the annotation of a GenBank genome assembly.
GUUUGUGGUCAGCCUUGGCAACAUCGUAAGCAACCUCGGCAAUCCAGCUGCUUUGAAGGUAGAGGUGCUGCAGGAGAGCUGGCGAGCCGCGAACAAUCGCGACAACCCGCAGGUCUCAGAUGCCGAGCGCCAAAAGAUUUUGAAGCAAACCAAGAAGGAUCAAAAGAAGGUUGAGAUUGAUGCCGAGGUUGCCAGCACAGACAGCCCUGACAGUUCGGAGAGUAGCUUCUCUUUGAACACGGGUCACACCAUCGGUCCAGCUCACAGUACGAAGGUGAUUGCUGACAAAAGGCGCUGCGGUCUUUGCUUUGGCACUUUACUGAAAUGCUGCAAAUGUUGCGGAUAUGGGAAGGACGCACAGGUCAUGGAGAAGCAGGAGGAUAAAAGAAAGGAAAGGAAAGAGGCUAAGCCGAAAGAGACGACAAAGUCCAACAAGUCGCAAAUCCAAGCGACGGAUGUUCCCAGGACAUUUACAGAGAUGUUCCAGUGGAACUGCGCAGUUAUGGGCUUGUCAGGACGUAAGUGGAUGCAGGAGAUCUUGGCAAGCUUUUCAGCUAUGGUCGAGCACAUUGCGGAUAUGAGGCGCUUGCAGCAGGAGUGCAACAUUGUGUCCAUCCGUAUUGCAAAGGUGACUGCAGCUGGAGUGAACUGGGUGAAUCUCUCUGAGUUUAAGUCGUGCAUGUUGGCGGCCUUGCGGUCGUUGCUUCCUACGGUCUGGGACACGACGCAUGAGGUUGCUUGGAACUGGCUUUGGGACAACAUUGAGACGAUUCUGAAGAAGACCAUGGGUAAGCCUCUUCUGUGGGAGCAAGCCUUGCAGACGAUGUUUGCCACGUUGAGCGACGAGCAACUCUUCAGUUAUCGCGUCCAACUCUAUGAGAGGUUCUUCUCAACAGUUCCUGCAGGGCAGGACUACUUCAAGCAGUCGAAUACGCGACUUCACUUCAUUGCCGAGAGCGCUACCAACAUGUCGCUAAAGCUGCUUCAAGACCCAUGGCAGAUGGUUGACGAUGUCUCUGCACUUGGGUUGCGCCACGUCGGCUAUGGCAUCCCCACAGAGAUGUUUGGGCCGUUUACGGAGGCAGCAGUGGACGCUCUGCGAGGCCACAUAUCUGAUCCUCUCGUCCUGGAGUCUUUCAGCUGGUCCUUGUCCAUCAUCUCACAGAUGCUUGUGCACACGGUCACGGAGGGCUCCACCAUCGUCAUGAAGGCGAUCAACAACAACUCCGUGUUUCAACUGGUUAAGGCUUUGAGCUGUGCUCCACGAGGUGAGCGGGCUAAUUGGGUCUUGAUUGUCAAGGUUGGCACCCAGGACAUCUCACCUUUCAGAUGGGCAAUUGAAAGUGGCAGCUUGAGUGCUGCGAAGGCCAUCAUUGAGGAUCUCCUUGCAAUAAGAGCAGACAGAGAGAGGUAUUACUACGGGGUGGAUGACUUGUUCCAGCGGCAUCCGGACAUCAUCAAGAUUCUUUGCACUGAAGCACCCAUGCUGCUGCCUACUUUGUUGGAGGGUCUGAUCUGGCGAUCUCGAACGGUCAACCAGGGUAUGCGCCGAGUCAACUACUAUGUCAAGAACCUCGUCGUUGGUUCCGAUGGGGUUUUUGCAGGUGCCUUGCCAGCUCUGGUUGCAUUGGGUGAUCCCAAGAUCAUCUCGCACGUUGCCGUUGACUUGGUAGCAAACCUUUUAUGGUCAGGCAUUGUGACCCACGAGUUUCUCACUUCAAAGAUGUGGUUCAUCGUCAGCCUGGUUAUUCUGAUGGUUAGUCAAACUUUGUUGCCAGAGUACCGAGAUACCUUGGAAGUGAGGAUCGUGACUUUCAUCUUUCGAGUCAUGACAUAUGCACUGACCUUGCUGCGGCUACUGGUGCAGCAUUCUCGUGACAUUUUCCUCGCGUACUACCGGCGGCAAACUGUCCGGGUGUUCCGAAUCCCAUUUCCGAAAUAUCUUACAAAGUCAUACGACUUAGCCAGCUUCUUGCUUUUGAUCUGUUUGGUUCUGAUGUGGGCCAAUGAACCGUAUAUUUGGUGCUACAACGCACCGGAUUGGCCGACAGAGUACUGCUUGUCCUUCGAAGAAGGCGGGUUUAUCUACUCAGUGUUUGCAAUGUGUGCUGUGGGACUACACUGGGGUCUCAUGGCUGACCUCGCGGUGUUCUCAACUGGUCUCAGUGCAUUCGUCCUGGUGUGUGUGCACGUGGGCUCUGAAAUUGGACGCUUCAUGUUUGCUUUGAUGUUCCUCCUCACGGCAUUUGCAUCAGCGAUCACCGUUCUGGAACAUCACUACGAGGACAUGAAGACCGUGAGUGACACCUUGAUUGCCCUCUCAGGCAUCACCCUGCGACUGUACGAGGACGAUUACCGUGACCUGCAGAAUGAUCCAUUGCUGCUGACGGCAGUGUUUUGUUUUGUCACGGCAUCGGCCAUUCUGCUGCUGAACCUGCUGAUUGCUCAGCUGAAUUGCUCGUACGUCUACAUCUAUCAGAACAUGCUUGGCUAUGCAAAGCUCAAACGCUCAUCAGUGACAGUGCAGACUCUGGCGUACAUAAAGCUGGACCGAUGGAGCCGUUUCAUCGCUACGCUGGGUCUGGAUCAGCCUCUGGAAUUCAACGAGGGAGAUGUCGGUAUGGCAGGUGGCAUUUCC